GAAACGGACGUGGAAUCCCGAGAGAUGUGGACAUGCAAGUUGCUGUUCGUGAUCACGGUUAUUGAAUCAACCGAUACUGAGAAACGUUUGAUUGAACUGUAAUGAAUUAGAAGAAAUUAUUAAUAUCACAUUAAACUAUAAAAUACUGGUGUAAACGAACUCUCCUCGGGCCUCUAUGGAAACCAUCGAAUCACCGGUUACGACCUCGUAGCUUUAUAGGAUGAUAUCAGCUGUCUUGAAUUGUCCAUGCUGGACUGGAUUUUCCGGUUUGUCGGUGAAUCGUUGCAUUUGACUUGUAGGAAUAUUCCUCUAGUACAGUAUAAAAUUUUCUGUUAAAUAAGAGAAGUGAAAGAAAGGAAAUAAAAAUGAAUAAUAGAAUAAUACAAGAAAAUGCAUUGAAAUAUUUCAUAUUCCUCAGCGUUUUCGUUUGUUUUCGUCAAGUAAAUGGUUCAAAAGAUCGUUUCAGCUCUCGAGUUGUAAUAACAAAAUAUGGGUCUCUCAGAGGAAUAAUUCGAGACUUAGCUAACAAGGACCUUCGACCUGUUGAAAUAUUUUACGGCGUGCCCUACGCCAGUGCACCCAUUGGCUCCUUGAGAUUCAUGCCGCCAGUCACUCCACCACAUUGGCGAGGAAUCCGAAACGCUUCUAUGUUCGGCCCUGUCUGUCCACAAAAGUUUCCGGACAUUCAGAAUCAAACCGAAGCGCUAAAGAGGAUGCCUCCUGCAAGACUGUCUUACUUGAGACGCCUAAUUCCAUUUUUAAGCGACCAAAGUGAAGACUGUUUGUACUUAAACAUAUAUGCCCCAGCCAUACUCCUUCACCAAACUGUGAGAGUUCCAGUGAUUGUUUUCAUACAAGGAGAAUCUUAUGAAUGGAAUUCCGGAAAUCCUUAUGAUGGCAGUGUUAUUGCAAGUAUAGCAGAUGUUAUCGUCAUAACAUUUAACUUUCGUCUAGGGAUAUUAGGAUUCUUUCCAGCACUAGAGGGAGCUGCCCGAGGUAACUACGGCCUCAUGGACCAAGUAGCAGCUCUCCACUGGAUACAGGAAAAUAUCAUGAAAUUUGGUGGAGAUAUUCACAAUGUUACAAUCAUGGGGCACGGACAUGGUGCAGCUUUUGUGAAUUUGCUGAUGGUUUCACCAAUGGCAAGAGGAUUAUUUCAUCGCGGCAUUAUGCACAGCGGGUCUGCCCUUAGCCCCUGGGCAAUAGCCAGACAGGCCCCAGAGUUUACUCGUCAGCUGGCUAGCAAGCUGGGUUGCUCAACAGUCAGCAAUAUUGUCAUGGUAGAAUGCUUGAGAGACCAACCUAUAGAACAUAUAUUGAAAGUUGAGUUAACUGUUCCAGAUUAUCUAACAGCCUUCGGACCAGUUGUUGAUGGAAUAGUCAUACCGAAUGAGCCUGAGGUAUUGAUGAGAGAUUACAACGACCUGUAUAAUCAAUAUGAUCUGUUGCUGGGUGUCUCCAGAAUGGAAUUUUAUUUCAAGUUUUCAGCGAACGAAGAACGUUAUGGUAUUGAGGAAGACCGUCGAAACAACCUGUUUCAAACAUUAGUAAAGAACGUAUACACAUAUCACUUACAAGAGAUAUUUUAUGUUAUAGAAAACGAAUACACAGACUGGGAGAAAGCUAUUCAACAUCCUAUCAACAUUCUAGAGAGCACAGCUGAUGCUAUGGGUGAUGGUAUUGUUGUUGGGCCGUUGUUAAAAUCAGCUGAAUAUCGGGCAAAAGGAAACAAGAAAACAUUUCUUUUUGUAUUUGGUCAUCAGACAGAAAACUCAGAAUUCCCAAAGAGAUUUGGAUGCAUUCAUGGAGAAGACCUUCCUUAUGCUUUUGGUGUUCCUUUAGUUGGAAGCCUUGCACAUUUCCAACAAAACUUUUCGCGCUCAGAGAUGUCGUUAGCAGAAGCCGUUUUGGCGUACUGGACCACUUUUGCAAAGACAGGUGACCCAAAUGUUCCGUUGCAUGAAGACCUUGAAAUAAUGAGCAGUCGUUUUGAAAGAGUCGAGUGGCCAACGUUUAACAACGUUCAUCAAAAAUAUCUAAGUUUAGGAACCAAACCGAAAGUCCGUGACCACUAUCGUGCGCACCAGCUGUCUUUCUGGAACAAUUUAAUCCCCAAAAUCCACCGAAGCGGUACAGGAGAGUAUCCUCACCACAGUUUCCUUGGUAACCCACAUAGUCGUGAUGGAGUUCUAGCUUCUGACCUAGUACCCACUAAAGCUGACGAGAAUGUGUAUUCUAUCGAAGUUUCCACUGUUCCGACCACUUUAAACCUUAAUGUUCUUUUUGAAACAUCAAGUGAACCAUCAAACACUUCACCUGCUGAGACCACUCCCGGGGUUUUCCCAAACCACUCUGCUGAUACAGCUCAGCCGUCGUCUGAACAAAGCACUUACUCUACAGCGCUAAGUGUCACCAUCGCUGUGGGCUGUUCUCUCCUUAUUUUGAAUGUUUUGAUUUUUACUGGAAUGUUUUAUCAAAAAGAUAAAAACAGACUUGAAGCCAAACUUCAGAAAAAUAAUCACAAGAUGAAAAUAGCACAAGAAAAUGACAACGUCGCAGUAAAUCACCGUAAACAAGUGUCUCGUGUACCUCUCUUUCUCCCUCUAGUCAAGAACUUCCACCCCUCCACCUGCUCCGUUACCAACACCACCAAAAGUACCGGAUAAAACUGUUUACGUUCCUCCCGAAGGGAAACCUGUCCCAGAAGCUCAACCUCUCUUACAUCAUGGUUGCCACAGGUUGGCACCUCCUUUGAGAUCAAGUGUGGAGGAAAUGAGAGUAUAAACUGGAUUCAGCUGUUAGAUGGUAGAAACUUUGGUGGUUAAAAUAUUUAAACAGCAUUGUUGUG
Molecule: messenger RNA, 2848 nt
Organism: Limulus polyphemus (Atlantic horseshoe crab)
Lineage: Eukaryota; Metazoa; Arthropoda; Merostomata; Xiphosura; Limulidae
Product: neuroligin-4, X-linked-like
Exons: 8
Coding region: 366-2666 (766 amino acids)
Biological process (GO): postsynaptic membrane assembly; synaptic vesicle endocytosis; chemical synaptic transmission
Cellular component (GO): cell surface; synapse; postsynaptic membrane
Molecular function (GO): signaling receptor activity; neurexin family protein binding
Source: RefSeq, a predicted model, not a curated record